AGGCUGGGGUUGACUAGUUCGUCGGUGCGCGUGAGAUGGUCACGCUCCCCCAGCCUGCUUAUCCUGCGCACCCCUCUCCUCCUGGUACUACACUCCUCUACACUUUUUCCGCUGCCAUUGCCAGAGCCUCGAGCUACAGUUUCAAUCGACGGGACUUUUCAGAGCUCCCAACAUCGUUUCACCAGACAUUUCGUUGAUGUUUUUCUCUUUCCCUCUCUCUUGUGCUUUUAGUGCUUUCGAGGCUUUGAUGGAUCGUGAUACCUGACAUGGCCGUCUUUCGAGUUGUGGAUGUUUGUUCUUCAGCCGUUUGGUCUUCCGUGACGACUGAGAUGUAGAAAAUAUGGAGAGAGAAGUGGAGCAGGGAGCCAGAGACUGCAAGUUUCGUACAGUGAUCGUCUUUUUGUAGGUCCCGUGAAGUUGUUUUCUAAUCCUUCCCUUCUUCGUCAGGGACCUGCGAGGUGGCUCCGCUUCUGUUGUUGCUUCCGCAUGGCGUUUUACAGCAUUGUCUGGGAUUCGUUCGAAAUCCACACAGAUUCGAUUUGGGAGUCUAAUGACGCGUUCUUGUAAUAAUUUCAACAUCACAGAGAGGACUUCAGUGUUUGCAGGGAAUCCAAAGCUGUUUCUUGUGAAAAUUUUCAUUUCUUUCAAUAGAUACUGAGACUAGGGCAUUUAGAGAGGAUGCUUACAGUAGGAAUUAUGCGCAGUUUCUCGUCAAUGCAGGGCGGUUUCGGCCGGCAUUAUGGAGUCUUUCAGUCUGUAGCUUCGAAUUCUUGCAAUUUCUAGGAUUGCGUUUGCUACACUUGUGAAUUAUUUGUGAAGAAAACAGGAUUUUUGCAAAAAUUCAAGUUUUAUUCUUUUUGAUCACUCCCUUGCCGAGAUGAACGAUACUGCUGGUAAAAUGUCGUCAUCUUUAGUUGUUGCUGAGAAGCGGUCUCAUAGGCCUGGUGGUUGUGCGGGCGUCUUCUUUCAGCUUUUCAACUGGAACCGGAAGUUUGCCAAGAAGAAGCUCUUCUCCAGGAAACUACUUCCGCCAGCUCGUGCAAAGCAAGCAUCCAAGAAGUUUGGAGGAGAUGAGAAAAUGCCUAUGGCCAAGCUUCUCUUGAUUGCUGAUGAAAAUAGUGGGGGCUUCCCAAGUGUGAAGAAGAGUGGGAUUUGUGGUGUUGAUGAUGAAAAGAAGUUGCAGAAGCAUGAAAUGCGUGUGCCUGGUUUGGUUGCCAGGUUAAUGGGUCUUGAAUCCAUGCCAACAGUGCAGCAAGAAAAACCCAAAAUUUUGUUGUCUGAAACUCAUGAUGAUAGAGAUAAGAAAUCUUUCAGUAAACAAACUGGGUCUGAAAAGGAGGAUUUGACUUUUGAGAAGGGAAGUGCAAAGAAUGAGUCUAGGCCACAGAAGAUUCAGAAGACAGGGCCAUUUGAAAGGCGUGCAGUGACUAGAUUUGGUCCCGAGGCAUUGCAACUCAAGAGUGUUCUAUCUCGCUCUAGAAAGCAUCAUGCAAAACUUGCAUCUCCAAUGAAGAGUCCAAGAGUUAUAUCUGGGAAGAGUGCAUCACGGUUAAUUGAUGCUGCUACUAAAAUUUUGGAACCAGGUUUGCAAGCUAAAAAUAGAGCAAAAUGUGCUCUUACUUAUUCAAAUUAUAUGCAUAAAAACUCCAACAAUGGGGUCAGGACAGAGCGAAAACCAGUUUUGUUCCAAGAUUUAUCGAAACAGCCUGAAGAUUAUGUAAAUGCAGGUGCAGCACAGUCAUUGAAGGGGCAAUCUUGUAAAAAAUGUGGUAAUCUGAUAGACAAUGUGAACUUGGAACCGGGUCUGGAAGAACAACCAUCGGUUUAUGCUUGUUCAGCAUCAAGUUUUGUUAAUGGAUCUUCUCGAGUAUCUGGAGGCAGCAAUCCAAGAGCAUCCAUGUUCUCAGUUGAGCAAGAACAAAAUGUAGUUUUUCAGAAAAAUCAUGACCAACGCACAGUACUUGUAGCUCAAGUAAAGGAUAAUGCACAAGGUCAAAAUGAGCCUGUUACAGAUCGAAAGUCUUCUUCUCAAGAGGGUCAAACAGCGUGGCAUUUUUCCAAGCAGCAGUGCAAGCUUCCAAAGGAUGUAUCAUCUUCUAGGACUUUGAAGUGCCGGACUGAAACACAAAAUCAGAUGCUAAUAGGCAAGGAUAGAAUGGCUACAAGGUCUAAAUCAAGUAGUUUACAGAACAGAAGAGUUUCAUCAGCUGCAAAUAUUAAUGGGGACAAAGAUUUUGUUGCUUUGAACCGGAGUCUAAGUGGUCGCACCCGACCAAGGAUGCCCACCAAAAUGGAUCACUCUAAACUGGAAAUAGAAGAGAAAUCUAGUAGCAGGCUAGAUAGCUCCUUAUCACAACUGAGGACCCAAGUGCGGAAAAGGAGGCCAGUGAAUGUUGGUAGGCAAGAUGUUGACACAAGUAUCACUACUACUUCUUAUGGAAAUCAAAGAAGAAUCAGGUUGGAUGUAAUGAGUGGGAAAAAAAUGGGGCUUAAUGCCACUUCAGUGGACAGCUGUGCUAAAAGCAAAUUAACCCAUCAGGAAAAUGCUAAUAUGACCCAUGGUAAAAGCACUGAUGUUGUUUCUUUUGCGUUUAGUUCACCAAUGAGGCACAAGAGUGGAGUUCUCUCCUCCAAAGAGGCAGUGGAGAGAAAAAGGAGUGGAAGUAAUGCAUUUGGUGAUAAUAAUUCUCAGAAGAAGAACUCCACUGUAGAUGAAAAUGAUGGUCAUAUGCAUUUUGUAAAACAAUUGCCACUAAGAGGGGAUGCUUUAGGUGACCUUCUGGAACAAAAAUUGAAGGAACUGACUUACCAAGAAGAGGAUGAGUUUGGAGGCAACCUACCUAAGAGAUCCACUGCUAUGAUUCUUCAAGAGCUAAUAUCCGCCUUAACUGAAGAGCAGCUUAUCUCUGGGAAAGAAGCAACAGUUGGGAUUGAUCAAAAGGAUAACUUGUGCUGUAGAAUUCAGGAGCCUUCUGGUCAUGCAGCUCCGCAUGGACACAUGAUCAAUACAGAUGUAGUUUACAAGGCUGAAGUGAAGAUGGAAGGCACCUCAGUUGGUUAUUUGCAUGAAGGUGAUCAUUUUAGCCCAGGAUCUGUUCUUGACGGUUCUUUCUCAAACGACAGUUUCUUUUCCAGCAGCCUGGAUGAUGGCUUAGGAUGUAGGCUCCAUUCUAACCCCAUGGAUUACUCCUAUAACCGACAACCAUUAGAGCCUGAUUCCGAGCUCUUGGAUUCUGCAACCUCACUGAAGAAAAGAGCAACUGGCACUGAGAUGGUAACUGCUCUUGUCAACCGCGCUUCUGGGAUAAUAUAUUGUGUCAAUCUUGCUGGUGCCAGAUUAAAUGAAAGCAAAUUCAACCAUGCCAAGGAGGUUAUAUUGAAUGCCGAAAUUUUGUUUGGAAAUGCAGCCCCAUAUAAUUCAGAGGGUAUAAAAGAUUGUGUGUUAGGCCCCUUUCUACUCGACAAGUUGGAAAAUCUUGCUGUUGCUACAUGGACAGGUUCCGGCUGUCUUGGUUUUGAGGAGACAAAGGGGGGGAAUCAACUUAGAACUUUUCUUUUUGACUCUGUGAUAGAAUGCCUGGAUUCCAAGUACAGUCGAUCUUGUAAAUCUGGAUUCAGGGCGUGGAGGAGAUUGCCGUUGAGCAUGAACACCGAGAUGCUGAUCGGUGAGGUCGAUAAGGAACUAAGACGAUGGACAGAUUUUGUUGGGAGGCUUCCAGAUGAGAUAAUAGAGGGCGAUAUGAGUCAUUCCUUGGGGAGAUGGACGGAUUUUGAGAUUGAAGCAUUUGAGAUUGGUGCUAACAUUGAUGUUGAUAUACUCCAGACACUGGUUGAUGAGAUAGUGAUGGACCUUUGCAGGUGCAAACUAGGAAUUUCCUGAAUCUCUACCAUUCCUACUAUCCUGUGUUUAUUUUAUUUUAUAAUAGGAGGGAUGCAAGCAAUGCUGCACAUUGCAGUUUUUUUUUUUUGGUACAAAUUGAUGGGUUUCAUUAGCUGUUAUUUAUUGACUUAGGUUAUUGGAUUUUGUAGUAGAAAAUGUGUAGUAGAAAAUGAAAGUACACAUGCUUUGUUGGAUGAAACUUGUUAUUAGGCAACCA
Malania oleifera is the source of this 4097-nucleotide messenger RNA. RefSeq lists its product as uncharacterized. The transcript has 5 exons. The record is from RefSeq and is a predicted model, not a curated record. Lineage: Eukaryota; Viridiplantae; Streptophyta; Magnoliopsida; Santalales; Ximeniaceae. The coding region runs from base 878 to 3880 and encodes 1000 amino acids.